Molecule: messenger RNA, 936 nt
Organism: Exophiala mesophila
Lineage: Eukaryota; Fungi; Ascomycota; Eurotiomycetes; Chaetothyriales; Herpotrichiellaceae
Exons: 1
Coding region: 1-936 (311 amino acids)
Source: RefSeq, a predicted model, not a curated record
AUGGCAUCAUCCACACCGAAACGAAUCAUCUUCACCGGCGGUUCUGGCAAGGCGGGUCGCCACUGUAUCCCUUAUCUUUUGGAUCAGGGACAUCAAGUCCUCAAUCUCGACCUGAUCGACUUCCCAAAGGACCACGUACCACCGGGAAAAUCCGUCUACACCCUCAAGACCGACUUGACCGAUGGAGCACAGACCUUCAAUGCCCUGUCGUCCCUCUUCUCCAUGGACGAGUAUGCACUGCCCAAACAUCCAGGUCCUCCAGACGCAGUCAUCCAUUUUGCCGCCUAUGCUCGCAACAUGAUUGUGCCUGACAGCGAAACGUUCCGAGCCAAUGUCAUGAGCACGUACAAUGUAAUCGAGUCUGCGUGCAAGCUGGGCGUGAAAAAGGUCAUCAUUGCCAGUAGUGAAACCACCUAUGGCGUAUGCUUCAGCCAGGGUGACGACGACUACAUCUCCUUCCCACUGGACGAAGAUGCCUAUGACCGAAAUCCCAUGGAUACAUAUGCCUGCAGCAAGCUCACCGGCGAACGCAUCGCCCGCACCUUUGCUCGCCGAUUCUCCGUCGACAUCUAUGCCCUCAUUAUCGGCAACGUCAUUGAGCCCCACGAAUACUCCCGCGACUUUCCCAGACACGUGGGCCAACCUGAAACCCGCAAGCGUAAUGCAUGGAGUUACAUCGACGCCCGCGAUCUGGGUCAGAUCUGCCACCUCUGUCUUCUCAAGGAUGGCUUGGGCUUUCAAGCUUUCAAUGCCACAAAUGACACCAUCACAACCUCGAUUCCAACCAAAGAGUUUCUCCGAAUUCAUUGUCCCAACACCCCGAUCACCAGAGACAUGGCCGAAUGGGAGGCGCCGUUGUCUAAUCAGAAAAUUCGUCACGUGCUGGGGUUCAAAGACGUGCAUGAUUGGAGAAAGUAUUAUCAACAUCAAGGGUGA